UAGUAACCACAUACCAGUUAUUGGCGAUCUGUCUUAGUACUGUUUACUAUUCGAUUUAAGGCAACCCUCUAAAUAUGUGACAUUUGGACAUUAAUUUACCCAUAAUUAUAGCACCUAUGUACAUAAUCUUGCGAAGCGUAAUUAGUUUUUAAUGUCGCCUUAAAUCGUAUAAAUACAGUUCAUUUUUCUUAUUACCUUCUCCCCCCCAAAACGAAUAAAAUUACAAUAAUCAUCGUAAGGUCUUUAUCUGUUUUCUUACACUUAAUGCACAUGCCGAAUAAUUUGUUGGUGAAAAAACUUUGCAAACGACAGUUAAAAAUGUGGCCCUUUAAUAUCGAAAUAUUGUGUUCUGGCAAGGACCGUGUGUCAUUACCAGCACCAGUAUAGUUAUAGGUGUUAGCGGAUUAUAUUUUGCGUAGUAAUCAACGCUUGCAAGGUUGGCGAUGCUCACAAAACAUUCUAGUAAUACGAUAUUAUAAGACUUAUUUUCGCAAAAAUUUCAUCAAACACGGAAAUCUUAAUUUUAAUCGUCUAGUGUAUAUUAUUUUACGGAAAUCUUGAUUUUAAUUGUACGGUGUAUCACCUCUACCGUGUCAUGUUACGUGUGGGUGUUUCAAAGCAAAUUAAGUCUAUAAAACAUGCAGAGCUACAGCAAACCGUAUCCGACUGAUUAUCAUCACACGUACGACACUGUCACUAUUCCCGUGGAGACUAUACUAACUAUGUCUUCUGUACUCCUAAUAUUUUGCUGUCUCCUUGGUCUGGGGUCAGCCUGGAACCAACCGAGCACCUGCUAUGUUAGGAGCCAAUGCUCCAGUGGAACUAAGACACAGCUAACAAAGAUCAGUGAAUCACUUCUAUCAGAGCUGAAACACAUUCGUGAAGCACUGGAAACUAUUGCCGACAGAUUGCUGGAUGACCCACCAACUACUUCUGACACUUGUGGUGGACCAGGAUGGACGAGAGUGGCCUACAUUAACAUGACCGACCCCAACCAACAAUGCCCUCAAGGACUUCAACUGACACACUAUUCGAGAAGAUCAUGUGGUCGUACACCAGCGUUUCAUCAAGGUGUUUGCUCAUCUGUCAUGUUUCCAGUGGGUGUCCAAUACAGGCAGGUGUGUGGGAGAGCAAUAGGUUAUCGGUGGGAAGACAACUUGGGAUUCUUUGGAUACCAUAGGGAAGGUAGGAAUACUAUCGAUCUUGCGUAUGUCGAUGGACUCAGCGUCACGCAUGGGCAAUCUCCACGCACACAUAUCUGGACGUUUUCCAGUGGUCUGUUCAAUGGAACCAGUGGUGACAUUCACCCUAACACUCGCUGUCCUUGUGAUGAGGGGAACACUUAUGGUUCUCCUCCAUUUGUGGGAAAUGACUGCUUUUGUGAUAGUGUGGCCACACCUACUAACUGGAAUGUAAACAGGAAUCGUUUCUAUCCCGACAAUGCGCUGUGGGAUGGUCAGUCAAGCCUCAACACAUGUUACAAUAACAAUAAUCCUCCGUGGUUUAUGAAAACUCUAUCAACUCCAACUACUGAUGACAUUGAGCUACGAAUGUGCUUCCGUGAUUACAGCUCAGUAUCUAACAUUGGACUUCAGCUCUUGGAACUAUAUAUCAGUUGAAGUGAUUGUGAACGAAUAAACGAUUAAUAUUUGCAAAUAACUAUUAACUAGACAAACUCUGAAGAUAAUAAUGAACGUAUAAGUGAACACUAUUUAACAUUCUCAUAUUGUAGCACUAGAAUUAUGCAAAAGAUCAAAGAAGCCACAGCGCAACUAUUUCUCUGUGAAGCGAUAAAGUUGGCUAGAGUGUGUAUGUACAUAAUUAUGUGGUUUAAAGAACACACACACACAC
Halichondria panicea is the source of this 1851-nucleotide messenger RNA. RefSeq lists its product as uncharacterized. The coding region runs from base 639 to 1619 and encodes 326 amino acids. The transcript has 2 exons. The record is from RefSeq and is a predicted model, not a curated record. Lineage: Eukaryota; Metazoa; Porifera; Demospongiae; Suberitida; Halichondriidae.